AUGGCUAACGUAAAGCUUCUUUACCAUUACCUCGUAAGCCACUUUUUCAAGCUCUGUUUGCUCUCGUUAAUGGCACUUGUAGCCAUUAAAGCAUCAAGCCUAAACCAAGAAGAUGUCAACAACCUCUGGUUCCAUAUCCAACACAACCUUGUAAUCCUAACCACUAUCUCCAUGGUUCUCGCUUUCGGGUCAGCCGUCUACUUGGUGGCCCGACCUAGAGACAUUACCUCGUUGACUACUCCUGCCAUCUACCUCCUCCGCAUCAAAAUCACUGUCCAAAGGAUCAUAGAUGGUAUCCACAAGAACCGAGAAUUGGAUUCGUCUUUGAGUUUACUGGCUGGGGACUCAUCUUUGGACUUCUUUGUGAGGGUCUUAGAGCGUUCCGGUCUUGGAGACGAGACGUACCUUCCAGAUGCAAUUUUAAACUUCCCACUUCUUAAUUCUAUGGCCGCUGCACAAGAAGAGACAGAGCAAGUGAUCUUCGACGCAAUCGAGAAUCUCUUAGCCAACACCAAAGUCAACCCACGGGAUAUCGGUAUAAUCGUGGUGAAUUCGAGCAUGUUUAACCCGACUCCUUCGCUGUCAGCUAUGGUCCUGAACAAGUACAAGCUUAGGAGAAACAUCAAAAGCUUUAGUCUUGGCGGUAUGGGUUGUAGCGCAGAUGUCAUAGCCAUUGAUCUUGCUAAGGACUUGUUGCAAGUUCAUAAAAACACUUAUGCUCUUGUGGUAAGCACAGAAUCUCAGCCGCAUGUACAUUGGUGA
Arabis nemorensis is the source of this 762-nucleotide messenger RNA. The record is from the annotation of a GenBank genome assembly. Lineage: Eukaryota; Viridiplantae; Streptophyta; Magnoliopsida; Brassicales; Brassicaceae.